UGCUUCAACUGCGAAACCACAACAACUCCUCUUUGGAGAAGAAACGAAAGUGGAAAUACUAUAUGCAAUGCUUGUGGACUUUAUUAUAAACUUCACAACGUUCAUCGACCUAUCACCAUGAAAAAGACAACCAUCAAAAAAAGAAAACGU
Molecule: messenger RNA, 150 nt
Organism: Halteromyces radiatus
Lineage: Eukaryota; Fungi; Mucoromycota; Mucoromycetes; Mucorales; Cunninghamellaceae
Exons: 1
Biological process (GO): negative regulation of transcription by RNA polymerase II; positive regulation of transcription by RNA polymerase II
Molecular function (GO): zinc ion binding; DNA-binding transcription factor activity, RNA polymerase II-specific; RNA polymerase II cis-regulatory region sequence-specific DNA binding
Source: RefSeq, a predicted model, not a curated record